AUGACGUGGAUAUCGAUUUCUGCCCUCGCAGUUGCAGCCGUUGCUUUCACGUACUCGAAACUUGGCUAUGUGGCCGCCCAAAACUUGAGCCUCCCCUUGCCCAUUCAAGGAGUGGCUGGCCAGUUUGUAGACCCACUAUCGUUCGCGGUUCAGGGUAACAGCGGCAGCUUUCGCAACAGCUCCUUCAAACAGGUCUUCAACCCGACUUCCUCCUCACCUCCCUUCUUCCAAGUAUUCGACCCGGCUUUCCUGUCAAUUCUUGGGCCGAACGCGAGCAUCCGCGCGAUCGCGUCGAACCCUAGUUUUGCUUUCGCUCACGAGGCGCCGAUUUGGAACCCGAGCACCGACGAAAUCUUCUUCGCAAGCAACGACGGCGGCGCCUUGGGCAACAGCGACAUCGAUCACAACAAUGUAGUGGGGAAAAUCAACCUUGCGGAUGCCUUGCAAGCGUUGAGUGCUUCUGGGAACCAGACGAGUCCCGUGAACGUCACCGUGACUGAGCUCAGUCUUUCCGAUACAAUUCAGAUGACGAACGGCGGCACAGGACCACACCGCGGAAAUUUGGUACUCAUCAACUCGGGGCGUGGCGAGCUUCCACCAUCCAUCGCGCUUGUCAACCCGCAAGAACCCCACAAUUCCACGAUCCUGCUGGACAACUUCUUCGGCAGGCAAUUUAACUCUUUGAACGACGCUAAGGUACAUCCGAUCAGCGGAAAGUUGUUCUUCACCGAUGUAACGUACGGCUUUUUGAACCAUUUCCGGCCAGCACCGCUAUUGCCAAGCCAAGUCUAUCGCUAUGAUUUCGACACGGGCGCCGUGCGCGUCGUCGCGGACGGAUUUGAUAGGCCCAACGGACUCGCGUUCACAAAAGAUGGGAAGACAGCGUACAUCACAGAUACGGGUGCUUCCGGCGGCUUUCUCGGAUUGAACCAGACACAGCCUGCGACGAUUUAUCAAUUCGACGUCGAUGCGAAGACCGAAGCGUUUACGAAUCGUCGCGUGUUCGCGUACGUCGACACCGGCGUGCCCGAUGGCAUCCAAGUCGACAUCAAUGGCAAUGUCUAUUCAGGGUGCGGAGACGGAGUGCAGGUUUGGAACGAUGCGGGCACGCUGCUCGGGAAGUUUUUCUUGGGAACAACAUCUGCCAAUAUGGCCUUUGCAGGGAAGGGACGGCUAGUGAUCAUGGCGGAAACAGCGGUAUACUUGGCGCAGAUCGCUGCGGAGGGCCUCGAUCUGGCCAGCUUUUCCUGA
This is a messenger RNA of Heterobasidion irregulare TC 32-1, 1251 nucleotides long. RefSeq lists its product as uncharacterized. Bases 1 to 1251 code for a protein of 416 amino acids. Lineage: Eukaryota; Fungi; Basidiomycota; Agaricomycetes; Russulales; Bondarzewiaceae. The transcript is spliced from 7 exons. The record is from RefSeq and is a predicted model, not a curated record.